This is a messenger RNA of Striga hermonthica, 2211 nucleotides long. The record is from the annotation of a GenBank genome assembly. Lineage: Eukaryota; Viridiplantae; Streptophyta; Magnoliopsida; Lamiales; Orobanchaceae.
AUGGAUGGUUAUGGAGGUGAAGGCAGUAGUGGAGCUUCUUCCAAGCUUCAGGGUUUCAUACCAGUCGGCGCAAAUCCUACAGGGGAUGCACUAUUUGACGCUUCACAAUAUGAAUUUUUCGGUGGCAAUGUGCUGGAGGAAGUUGAGUUAGGGGGGUUAGAAGACGGUGAGGACGAUCUUGCCCCUGCUGGCUUCGAGGAAGAAGAGUUUCAGUUCGACAAGGAAGAGGAAGAUGGGUUGGGAUCUCUAUCUGAAAUUGAUGACCUUUCAAGUACAUUUUCUAAGUUGAACGAAGUUGACAGUAGGCCAACUAGUGCAGGAGUUAGUAAAGACUGUGGAUCCAGAGAAAGUUCGUCUGCCUCUGAGCUGGCACAAGACCUGCAUCUCGGUAAUUGGUCAGAUCAGCGUGCUUUCGAUGCUGAAACACUUCACGAUAGCAAAAACUGGUCCUCACAUCCAUAUUCCAUGCACCACUUUGUGGAACCCGGUUUGUUGCAUAGGACAUCUUCAUACCCUCAACAAGAGCAGCAAAAACUACAACACCGCCAUUCAACCAAACCGAUUCUUAUUCCCAAUUCGCCCUUCAUUUCGUACCCACUUCCUGGAGGAAGAUCCCAGCAAGCCUCACCCAGUGGACUGUCUAAUAUUCCCCAUCACCCCAAAUUUGUGGGGCCCACUAUUUCUUCUAUAUCCAAUUUGACUCAGUUACCUCGAGGUCUCCCACUUCAUAACGGUCAACACCAAAACCAACGGGCAAACCAAACUAGCUUAUUAUCUCCAGGAAAUCAUCUUAACUUCCCGAACAAUUUUCCCGGUCAGAACAGUUUCCCGCAGGUGAUGCCAUCUCAGCAAACCGUAAUCCCACUUCGAGUUCAUCCGCCCAUUGCCCAUUUGCAGGCCCAGUUACUCCAGCGGAGUAGCCAUCCUGCUCUUCGUUAUCCCCAUCGCGGCCCUCACGGCCCACCAAGGUUCAAGUCGAAAUACAUGUCAGCAGGCGAGAUUGAAAAUAUGCACAGGAUGCAGCUACUGGCUACCCACAGCAACGACCCCUACGUCGAGGACUAUUACCAUCAGGCCAUUCUGGCUAGAAAAACAGCCGGUGCCAAAUCGAGAAACCAAUUCUGUCCAAGUAAUUUGAGAGAAGAAGAUUCUUCGAAACCUCACCCAAACAACGAACCCCACCCUUUCCUCCAAGUCGAUGCUCUCGGACGGGUCUCCUUCUCCUCCAUUCGCAGGCCUCGACCGCUGCUCGAAAUCGAAAAUUCCUCCAAUUCACCUAAUAAUCCCGAGUCGAAAAUUCCCGAUAAGCCCUUAAUACAAGUGCCGAUGCUGGCGGCCAGGGCAGCCAUCGAGGACGGGAUAUCCCUCCUGCUCGACGUGGAUGAUAUCGACCGAUUUCUACAGUUCAAUGAGCUUCCGGAUGGUGGGGCCCAGUUGAGGCAGAGGAGACAGGUCCUUCUAGAAGCUGUAGCUUCUUCAUCCUUUCAGCUGGUCGACUCGUUAGCCACAACCGGGCACACCGUGAGUUUAGCACGCAGCAGGGACGAUUUUGUCUUUUUAAGUCUGGUCUCUCUCCCGAAGGGGAAAAAGCUCCUCGCGAGAUAUCUCGAGCUUCUGAAUCCGGGCGAGCUCGCCCGAGUCGUUUGCAUGACCGUGUGCCGUAAUCUGAGGUUCUUAUUUGAAAAAACCACCGCACAUUGUGAAAUAUCAAUGGUAAUAACCCGAAACCUUGCAGAGGCCGUCUCGAAUUGCAUGCACCGUACGGAACUGAAACCCCUGGCCGCGUGCCUUGCGUCUGUAGUUUGUUCGUCUGAGCACCACCCUCCUCUCCGCCCGGUCGGGCACUCCUCGGGUGAUGGGGCUUCGUUGGUUUUGAAAUCCGUGCUCGACAGGGCCACCGAGCUUCUGACGGGCCCUCGCGCGGCAGAAAACUGCUCCGACCACCACAGAGCGUUCUGGCAGGUCUCGUUCGAUGCGUUUUUCGAGCUGCUGACGAAAUACUGUUUCAGCAAGUACGACACGUUCGUGCAGUCGUUCCAGCAGUCACAAGGCGCGGUUAAUGGUGGUGAUUUGGGUAAUGCGAUUGGUAAAGAAAUUCCGGUCGAACUGUUGAGGGCGUGCCUUCCUCAUACGAGUGAGCAGCAGAGGAAGUUGCUGUUGGAAUUCGCACGGCGGUCCGUGUCUGCAACGGGUUUCAAUGGUGGCUCGUGA